Messenger RNA from Hansenula anomala, 453 nucleotides. RefSeq lists its product as uncharacterized. The annotation marks the transcript as partial. Lineage: Eukaryota; Fungi; Ascomycota; Saccharomycetes; Phaffomycetales; Wickerhamomycetaceae. The record is from RefSeq and is a predicted model, not a curated record. The transcript has a single exon.
AAACAAGAAGAUCCAUCUUUCAACGUUACUCCUUCUGUUGGUGGACCACUUAAUUGGCAUUUCAUUAUCAACUUGGGUCCAUCAAACUCUGCUCUAUAUGGACAAGCUCAAUAUCAUGGUGUUUUGUUUUUCCCAAUUGAAUAUCCUUUCAAACCUCCAACCAUCAAAAUGAUUACUCCAAGUGGAAUUUUUGAACCAAAUACUGAUUUAAAACAAUUAAUGGGCAUUUCAAAAGAAAACGGUGAUUGGAAAACCCCUUUGAACGUGAUACAACUUUUGCAAAUGUUGUUAGAUUUUAUGUUGAUAGAUGCUGAAAUUGAAUCAACGGAACCAUUAUUCGCUGGUAAUAUUGCUGGUUAUAUCUCAUCCACGAAAAUGGAGAAAUUUUCUCACGCUUCAGAUACUUUAGCUUUCAAUAUUUCCAACCCAAUUUUCAAAAAAGUGUUCCCAGAG